This is a messenger RNA of Cavia porcellus (domestic guinea pig), 3912 nucleotides long. It is a transcript of the gene Myorg, whose product is annotated as myogenesis regulating glycosidase (putative). The transcript has 2 exons. Gene Ontology annotation, biological process: skeletal muscle fiber development; carbohydrate metabolic process. The record is from RefSeq and is a predicted model, not a curated record. Lineage: Eukaryota; Metazoa; Chordata; Mammalia; Rodentia; Caviidae. The coding region runs from base 208 to 2343 and encodes 711 amino acids. Gene Ontology annotation, molecular function: hydrolase activity, hydrolyzing O-glycosyl compounds.
CGGAGCCGGGGAGGGGCGGGGCCGUGUCAGGCCGGGCAGCGCCCCAUGCGCGCGGUGGCAGAUCACACCAGGCUCGCGUAGAGGGGACCUGCGGGAGGAUCCCUUCAUCCCCACUUCUGCCAAGUCGUCCCUGCCACUCAGGCCGGGUUCAGAUGGCGUUGGACGGUGGCCCCACUGCCUGCUCCUUCCUUAGCUGGGGAUUGACGGAUGCCCCAGAACCUUGAAGAAAAGAGCCAGGCCCUCCCCUGCCGUCUUCGCCACCACCAGAAGAGUCCUGAGGCCGUCACAGUCUCAGCCAUGUACACCUUCCUGCCCGACAACUUCACGCCCGCCAAGCCCAAGCCCUCCAAAGAACUGAGACCGCUGCUGGGCUCCGCGGUGCUGGGGCUGCUACUGGUGCUGGCCGCGGUAGUGGCCUGGUGCUACUACAGCGCCUCCCUCCGCAAAGCCGAGCGCCUGCGUACCGAGCUGCUGGACCUCAAUCGCGGCGGCUUCUCCAUCCGCAACCAGAAGGGUGAGCAGGUCUUCCGCCUGGCCUUCCGGUCUGGGGCAUUAGACCUGGACUCCUGCAGCCGCGACGGCGCCAGGCUGGGCUGCUCGCGCACUGCAGAUGGGCGCCCACUGCACUUCUUCAUCCAGACCGUGCGGCCCAAGGACACGGUCAUGUGCUACCGCGUGCGCUGGGAGGAAACGGCGCCGGGGCGCGCUGUGGAGCACACCAUGUUCCUGGGCGACGCUGCGGCGCACUGGUAUGGUGGCGCCGAGAUGAGGACGCAACACUGGCCCAUCCGCCUGGACGGCCAGCAGGAGCCGCAGCCGUUCGUCACCAGUGAUGUCUACUCUUCCGACGCCGCUUUCGGGGGCAUCCUAGAGCGCUACUGGCUGUCGUCGCGCGCAGCUGCCAUCAAAGUCAACGAUUCCGUGCCCUUCCACCUGGGCUGGAACAGCACAGAGCGCUCCCUGCGGCUCCAGGCACGCUACCAUGACACUCCAUAUAAGCCGCCCGCCGGCCACAUUGCAGCGCCCGAGCUCAGCUACCGGGUGUGCGUGGGCUCCGACGUCACCUCCAUCCACAAGUACAUGGUGAGGCGUUAUUUCAACAAGCCGUCCAGAGUGCCGGCGCCCGAGGCCUUCCAGCACCCCAUCUGGUCCACGUGGGCGCUCUACGGGCGCGCCGUGAACCAGGACAAGGUGCUGCGUUUCGCGCAGCAGAUCCGCCAGCACCACUUCAACAGCAGCCACCUGGAAAUCGACGACAUGUACACACCUGCCUACGGCGACUUCGACUUCGACGAGGCCAAGUUCCCCAAUGCCAGCGACAUGUUCGACCGGCUGCGCGCCGCGGGCUUCUCCGUCACGCUCUGGGUGCACCCGUUCGUCAACUACAACUCCUCGCGCUUCGGCGAGGGCGUGGAGCGCGAGCUGUUCGUGCGCGAGCCCACGGGCCGGCUGCCCGCGCUGGUGCGCUGGUGGAACGGCAUCGGCGCCGUGCUGGACUUCACGCGCCCCGAGGCCCGCGACUGGUUCCACAGCCAUCUGCAGCGGCUGCGCGCGCGCUACGGCGUGGCGUCCUUCAAGUUCGACGCGGGCGAGGUCAGCUACCUGCCGCGGGACUUCAGCACCUACCGGCCACUGCCCGACCCCAGCGUCUGGAGCCGGCGCUACACCGAGAUGGCGCUGCCCUUCUACUCGCGGGCCGAGGUGCGCGUGGGCUACCAGUCGCAGAACAUCUCCUGCUUCUUCCGCCUCGUGGACCGCGACUCGGUGUGGGGCUACGACCUGGGGCUGCGCUCGCUCAUCCCCGCCGUGCUCACCGUCAGCAUGCUGGGCUACGCCUUCAUCCUGCCGGACAUGGUGGGUGGCAACGCGGUGCCCGAGCGCACGGCCGGCGGCCCGGACGGGCCGGAGCGCGAGCUGUACGUGCGCUGGCUAGAGGUGGCUGCCUUUAUGCCCGCCAUGCAGUUCUCCAUCCCGCCCUGGCAGUACGGCGCCGAGGUGGUGGCCAUCGCGCACAAGUUCGCAGCGCUGCGGGCUUCGCUGGUGGCGCCGCUGCUGCUAGAGCUCGCGGGUGAGAUCACAGACACCGGCGACCCCAUCGUGCGCCCCCUUUGGUGGAUCGCGCCGGGUGACGAGACCGCGCACCGCAUUGACUCGCAGUUCCUCAUCGGGGACACGCUUCUCGUGGCGCCGGUGCUGGAGCCCGGCAAGCAGGAGCGCGACGUCUACCUGCCCGCCGGCAAGUGGCGCAGCUACAAGGGUGAGCUCUUCGACAAGACACCUGUGCUGCUCACGGAUUACCCGGUGGAUCUGGACGAGGUGGCCUACUUCACCUGGGUGUCCUGAGUCAGCCCAAGUCUGGGAACCCACAGCCGCAGCUCCAGAGCUUAAUCUCCCCAAACCCUGACCCCCAGGAAGUCACCACCUCUGUUCCUCCCAAAACGUGGGUGCUGACUUAGAGUCCUGGAGCCAGGAAGGCACCCUGAAACAAUCUCUGGCUCCAGCACACAAUCCUGACAGUCCCUUUCCCCCACUCACUCCAGGCUGCAGAAACCCUCCUCUAUGGUGGAGGCAGAGAACUUGCAAGAGAGAAAUGUGGGUUCUCUGUCUGUUACACACACAUGGUCUGGCUUUAAAAGCACAAAGAGAAACAUCUUCCUCUGUCCUCGCCUUCAUGGCCAUCUUUGUCCUUUGAAGGUGGAAACAGUCCCAAAAUAGUCCCUUGCCACACCUUAGAAAAUAUGGGGCUGGGGAUUUAGCUCAGCGGCAUAAGCGCCUGCCUUGCAAGCAGGCAGUCGUGAGUUUGAUCCCUGGUAUCGAUAAAAACAAAAAAGACAAAAAAAAAAGAAAGAAAGAAAAUAUACAUUUCUGGCGUUAGAAGCAAGGCCCCGAGCUCCCAGCAGAUGCCUAAACAGUGGCUGCCCUGGUCCUGCUCUAUCUGGGGAAAUGGCCAAUGGACGAAGAGGCAAGCAUCCCCUUGUGGGGAGCAGAAAGACUGGGCUCAGCCUGGAGCUAUCACUGUUUCCCUACCUGGGAAAAGACUCCUAACACUGGACUAACAUCUGUGUACGCACCUGGACACAGCCAUGAGUCUGAUGGCCACGGACUGGACUUGUAGGGCCAUGCCGGCCAGACUUGAUGCCUUAACUCAAGAGUGUAUGUGUGCGUGCGUGCGUGCGUGCGUGUGUGUGUGUGUGUGUGUGUGUGUGUGUGAAGGGGUAGUGAGAAUGGCACACACCAUGAGUCCUGAGUCUAUAGAAUGAGCAUAUCUCUGAGGUCAAAUAAGCCUGGAUGGAGGAGGAAGGGGACAAAUUCCAGGCUACCAGUGUUGAGCUAGCCCUUACCCAAGUGGUUUCUUUGGGACUCGGAUGGGAAAUAAAUAGCUCUUUUAAGAUUCUUUGGCUUUCUCACACUGCACAUGUGGCAGGGGUAUGGCCUCAAAGUGAGUAAUGUUCUUAUUCUGGCAGUGGUGUGUUUGGCUACCACACACUAACACCUGCCAACAUGGAGACAGGGUAAGGUCUUUCGUCUCUGCCUUUUCCCUAAGAUGAGCCUGAGCCAGAGUGCGUCUGUCCUGACUUUGCUACUGAGUUGGGGAAGGGAGGAAGUGGGGAACAGGGUAGAGCUGAACUUCCCUCAGCAGCUCUGAGAGGUGCUCUACUCCCUGGAGAAUGUUUCCCUUUGCCCACCUUUUUAUUUUCUCAUUGUGAAAAAUGUCUCUUGAAAGCAUUGGGCCCCUUACAGAUGCCCAUCUCUAGGGCCAACUCAGCUAUAUGACCUUGAACAAGUUGCAUAACCCAGCAGUUUCCUAUAUGUAUAAUGUCUACCUCCAAAGUCAUUGUGACAGUUACAAGCACAGAUGUAUGUAAAGUGCCUAGCACAAAGUAGGUGCUCAAUAAAAAGUAACUAUUAGAA